GCCAAUUUGCUUACUCUACCACGUGACCUGCCACCACCCGACGUUUCGGUGCGGUCUUCCUGGUUGGAAAGAAGUGCACGCCGAAGUAUCUUCUAGAAGGAAAUAUAAAGAGGGUAAAGAAAAGGAAAACACAUUCACCAUGAGCUGGCAGAGCUACAUCGACCAAUCUUUGUUGGGAACCGGGCAGGUUGCGAAGGCCGCCAUCCACGGCAUGGACGGGAGCGCAUGGGCGACGAGCAAGGGCUUCAAGGUCACUUCAGAUCAAGUACUGAAAAUAGUCAAUGCCUUCAACACGGGCACCCUAGCCGAAUUCUACACAUCUGGCAUGUAUAUAGGUACAGAAACGACUGAAAGUGGAACAGAGCAGGAGAUCAAAUACAAGUUUAUAAAGCAGAAUGGUAAGGCAUUCUAUGUCAAAGAAGGCGACACGGGAGCAUGCAUCUUCAAGACAAACACGUGUUUGAUCAUCGCUGUGUAUGAAGAUGGCAUGCAGGCAGGCAACUGCAAUGAUGUAGUGGAAAAACUGGGGGAAUACCUCUUGGAGUGCAACUUCUAGGCAUCCACCUUCUGUGCUGCUGCUCUUUUCUGUUCCAGCCUCUAAACACUGACUAGGAUAUUUCUAUAUAUGACCAAAAAAAAAAGAAAAAAAAUGGAAGCCAUGAAUGUUAACCUGGUUAGCCUUGUUGCAGUCCCUCAAAGUGAUCUGUACUAGACACCCCUAGUCUGAACUAAACUAGUCUAAAACUGCUGCUGUAACAAGGUGAAAACAGUACCUGUGCAUUUUACAGGUGUAGGCAAACCCUAAUUAUCCAGGUUACUGAUAGAAUUUAUACAUAGAAAACAAUGGAUGAAAAUGGAUACCAACUGGUCCAGAUGAGUGGUAAAGAGAGAAUGGCAACUAGGGUUCAUAGUUGGGGUGUUUAGGACACGAUUCUUAGUCUAGGGAUGUAAAAUAGCCUUGAAGUUCAACUAGAAUUAAUUCCACUGCUUUCUAUCAUUCCUGUGGACAACAACCUUUUAGAAGUGAGUAGAGUAGAUGUGUUAGAUAUAGGGUGGUCCACUGUGCUGGGAGUAACAGGUGUAGAAACCAUGAAUCCAGAACCCUUAAUGCUACGUUUGUAUGUGUCUGUGAGAAAAAAAACUGGUGUCUUUGCAUAGAGAUACACCAUGUGUUUGCCUUUUUAACCUGCACUGUUAAACAAUGUUGUGUAUCAUAGAUUAUUUUAUUCAAACAUUGAAUAUUUUGUAUUAGCUUUACCCAUAGAGCAUACGGUUUGGGUAGUACCUAUACUGGUAGCGUUACUUCAUUCUGUGUUUUCCUUGCUUAUUGUUAUACGAUAAGCAUUUUGCUACUUUGUUGUUGGUAAAAUUCAUGUUACAGUAUUUUAUUUUUCUGUGUCAAGGUCCUUUGUUGAUGUAAUCGGUACAUUUUAUACUUUCCAAGUAUCAAAAAGUUAAUGAGAUAAGUUGUCACAGUGCACAAGGAUUGCUUGUCUUAAAUUUUUAUAUUCAAGGUAUCAUAUGCGCAUUUAUUGUAAGAUACCAGUUUUCUUAAGCAGUUGAAAACGGCUACAGUGUGCAUUUUAUGGACAGUAAGAGAAUGGUUUCCGUGUUUGAUAGUUACGCGAAUGAAACAGAAGAAAACAAACCUUCCCAUACAUGUGGCAUUGAUAUGACUUCCUCUUCAAGUUGUUGCAUUUCCUAUAUCUUCAUCUUUUUUCUCUAAGGCAACUCUUCGUAGAAGCAUUCCAGUCUUUCCUCUCUGUGUUCUUUAUAGUUAUCUUUAAAUGCAUUCCAGCACUAAUGUAGACUUACUGGAAUUAGUAAGACACAAUAAUGCAAGUUCCCACAUGAUAGAGAGUUAACUGUGAAGUCAUCGUUGUUGUACACAUAGAAGUGUUUGCAAGGCUUAUGAUGUAAGCCAAUUUGUAUGGUGCUUGUCCUUGUCCCUGUAACCCCUGUACAGUUGAAACUCAUCAAAUCACAAUGGCACAACAAUUCAAUCUCCGCAUUUCAGAAGAGAAAAAGAAUCCUUGUCCAUUUUUUAGUCUGUUUCGGAAGAAGGCAAAAUUGCAAAAUAUUCUUGGACCACUUUUUUCUUUGUUUUACUUACAAAAAUGACAAUUAGAUCUGAAGUUGCCAAAAGCUCUGUUGCAAUGAGAAGUAAAAUGACCAAUACAGUAGAAUUAUGAUGUGGCCGUUACAUUUCCUAAGUAGAGACUUUAAACUGAUAGUUGUAGAAAACUGCCCAAUGUUAGUAUUAUACCGAAACGUGCAGCAAUUUAGAAUGUUUCUCUUAUAUUUGUUGUGCCAUUUUAGCGCUAAACUCAUAUUGGAAAAAGUAACUUUCUUUCAGACCGCUCAGCAAAAUUACAUGGUAGCUCAAGAAAUGACCACUACAUGUACAUGUCUUAAAGUGAUCAUUACAAAAACUACAAUAACGUAAAGUAUAAAUCAUGUUUAAAAUCUUACUGAAAAACACACCCAGUAAACAGUUUAAACUGAAUCUUUCUUCAAUCGAAGAGUGAAAAGCUAAAUUCAACUUACUCUGCUAUUAAAUGUUGUUUUGUGCAAAACUUAAACAAAAGAGGUGACCUUUUCCAUUGCUAUAUUAAAUGUAUCAAUAAUUCAUAUCAGUUUAAUCCUAUGUUUUUUUAUAAUUUUACGAUUACAAACAAAAAUGCACAGUUUGUAGUGGAACAAUUCAUAACCAUCAUGUUGAUUUUGGUAUCACAUUUCUGGUUUGUCCUUCCAUGAUAAAAACAUUUAAUGAAACAUUAACAUUAAGCCAUGCUUCCAUGUCUCAGAAAGUUGGCCAAUGGGUCAGGCAAUCGGGCAGUGUUAUCUUACUCCAAAUUUUAAUGAAAAAUCUAACAACUGAGCAAGUGAUAUGUUGUGGCCGUAGUAGAUAAGCAAAGUUCGCUGAGAGGGUCAUGCUUUUCAUGAUGCCGAUUUUAAUCCAACAAUAUUUCUAUGGGUAGCUUGGUCUUGGCGUAGUUGUUAAAAGCAAGGCCCUGUGAUCUACAACAUGCUGUCAGAGAUUUUUAAAAAAUACAUGUAAAGAAAAAGUAGGGAUAAAUGAUAAGUUGUCUUUCUAGAAGUUAUGUUGGAAUCCUUUGUAAUCCAAUGGUAUAAAACUAUGAAUAUGAGUUAUAUAUUUACUGUUGAAUUCAUAGUCACUUAUUGUAACCCUAUGCAGCUUACCUUGUGUUAGACUUAAGUGGAAAAAUUAUGACAGCUGCUUAUCCAACUAUAUUUCUUGUUUGACUCAUAUUACAGUUUUUAGAGUAUCAAACCUAAUAUAAAAGUGUUGCACAAGCUUUUAUUAGUCCUCUUAUUGAGCAAUAUAUAUAUGUUUUACGAUAUAGUUUAUUAUUUUGUUUAAAUAUGUAUGAAGAGAAGUUGUAUUUCAGUUCCGUGCCAAAGUAGUUGAGAGAGAACUGCAUUAUAUGCAGAACCUGAAAACAUGUGAACUGGGCUAGACAUUGGUUAGUUCUGGGGACAGCCACUACUACACUGAUCCAGCAUGAUACAAGGGCACGGCUAUAUUUUCAUCAUGUUUAAGAAGUUUGUCUAAGAAUUUGACAUUCCCUAAACCAAUUGUGGAAGAAAAAGUUCUUGCAUCAUCCAUUUUAAAGCAAGCUUUUAAUGAGUGGCAUUGUCUGUUCUGUAGUUACCAUGGUCCGAAAGCUAGAAACAAAAAUUUUAGUUCUAAAACUGAAGCCUUCUGUGCCACUUCGAAUGCACUGUAAAAAUAGGACGUCAAAUUGGUCUUAAAUACCAACCCCAGAAUGUAGCCAGUCCGGCCCAGGUGGUUCGAUUAACCUGUCCUGUAGUUUUAAACCUAUUGAUAGCCUCACCUAUCCCUACAAUACUGUAGCUUCAAAGCCAGAUCUGUCACUGAGCCCACUGCAAGGAAAAACUGUAGGUCUGUUCUA
Messenger RNA from Branchiostoma floridae (Florida lancelet), 3938 nucleotides. RefSeq names its product profilin-1B-like. Gene Ontology annotation, molecular function: actin monomer binding. The transcript has 4 exons. NCBI's taxonomy places the organism in Eukaryota, Metazoa, Chordata, Leptocardii, Amphioxiformes, Branchiostomatidae. Gene Ontology annotation, cellular component: cell cortex. The record is from RefSeq and is a predicted model, not a curated record. The coding region runs from base 140 to 556 and encodes 138 amino acids.